GUUUUGUUAUACAGUACACUACCGUUUAAAGCAAGCGACACAACCGAGAGGUUUGUAAAUCCCCUCGCGUGUCACCCUCUAGUGACCGGGCCUCGUGCUAACACCGGCGGUAACUAUGAAUACGUUGUGAUUUGUUGUGAAGUCCGAGCCAGCAGAGGUCGCCCUGCUGCAAGGGAAGGAUGCGUCUUCCUCUUUGUUGCUAUCCUUGCUGUUGUCCAGCCGCUGAGGGACUGAGAGGCUGAAAUGUGGCUUUUGUUUGUGUGGUGAUUUGCGUACCAUCUCCAAGACGAUGCCGGAGCUGCUCACGGAGAUCCCUCGAGGCCUUGUGUCGCUCCGCUGCCGCGCUUCUGUAACGGACGUGAUGCAGAGACUGGAGGCUCGGGGGAAGCAGACAGCAUCCAGGCUGAGCCUCAAGAACCCUCCGGCCUGUCAGUGAACAUGCUUUUGAUGAGACUAUUUUAAGAGGUUCACCGAAUAAAGAUGUCGCCGUUGGUGCUGGGAGUCGGAGUGUGCUUAGCUGGGUGGAUUGCUCUUUAUGCUUUGCUGUGCUACACAAACGGCUCUUGUGGCUAUGAAUGGAACUGUCGUCUAGUUACACUCUUCCAUGGCAUCCUUGCAGUCUGUAUAACUGCUUACAUUGGAUACAUAGAUGGACCGUGGCCUUUCACCUACCCAGGUACAAAGAACACCCCUCUGCAGAUCACCGCUAUGGUGGUCAGUCUGGGCUACUUUAUCUUUGACAUGGCCUGGUGUGUAUACUACCGCACAGAGGGCCUGGUGAUGCUUGCCCACCACACCAUGAGCAUCCUGGGUAUUCUGCUCACUCUGUGGCUGGAGGAGUCAGGCAUCGAGUCUUGCGCCGUGCUGUUUGGCAGCGAGAUCACAAACCCCCUCCUUCAGACGCGCUGGUUUUUGAAACACUCGGGCCGCUAUGACAGCUUCCUCGGAGAUGUGGUGGACGUUCUGUUCGUGCUGCUGUUUGUGUUCAUGCGUAUUUUCGUGGGUGGCACCAUGUUGUACUGUGAGCUGAUCUCUCCAAGACCCAAGUUUAUCAUUAAAUGUGGCGGUGUGGCCAUGUACGCGCUGUCCUGGGUGUUCAUGGUGGACAUCGCCCGCUUCGCAUACCGCAAAUCCCAGCUCAAAUCCCAGCGCUGGAUGAAUCGGCGCAGGCUGGCGGAGGUCAACGGGCAGGAUGUGAAGAGAGACUGAAAGAUAUCUCAGAUCAGUGCUUUGGCCUCUCGUUUCUAACACUGGAGAGAAGAAUGAGAAUCAGAACAAGUGUACCAGCUAAUAAAUAUCUGCAGCUAAUAGAUGUUUACAUAUUUUUAAAAAAGGAUUAGAUUUGGUCUUAAUGUUUUUUUAUUAUUAUUUGCCAUUAUGAUUAACUCAAAAUUCUUACAAUCAAAUCUAAUUUGAUAUAUUUGUACUCAUAAGGAAUGACGUGUUUAAACUUUUAAGUACUGGAAAUAUUUGAUAUUUUUGUAAUUAGGAACACUACUUGUUAUAAAUUUUAAUUAGUGAUGUUGCUUUUACAUUAAACUUUUAGUACGUGCAAUAUUCCAAAAUGAUCACGAAACACUACUAAAUGUUUCUGGAAGGUUACUGAAUGAUUUGUUGUGUGAUUUUAAUGGUUUGAGUGAAAAAGUAAAUCUUGUCUUUGAAAUGUAACCCAUUUUGAAAUGAUGUCUUACCAGCUGUUUGCAUCAGUUGUUUAUCUGUUAUGGUGAUUUGACCACACCUUGAUAAAUCAAUAAACAUCAUCAUCACCGUCAUCUGCAUCAUUACAAUAAUGUAUUUUAGAAUGUUGUAAUGUUGAAGUUGAUCAAUGAAAAUGUAUUAAAGUUUAUUCAAAGUCACUGUGACUUUAAUUCACCA
Messenger RNA from Carassius gibelio (silver crucian carp), 1875 nucleotides. Its product is annotated as TLC domain-containing protein 5. Gene Ontology annotation, cellular component: membrane. The record is from RefSeq and is a predicted model, not a curated record. NCBI's taxonomy places the organism in Eukaryota, Metazoa, Chordata, Actinopteri, Cypriniformes, Cyprinidae. The transcript has 3 exons. The coding region runs from base 481 to 1209 and encodes 242 amino acids.